UUCCAACUACUUCUCCUUCCUUCUUCUUCAACAUUCUCUCUCUCUCUCUCUCUUUGCUUUCUAAAUUUCAUUGCAGAGUUCUUGUGUUCUUGACGAUGCCACAAGUGGAUCUGGAGAACCUAGUUACAGCCUGUGCCGGCGGCUCCGAUAGGAAAAUCGCCUGUGAAACGCUCGCCGACGGAGAUCACCGGCCGGAGCAGUCGGAUCAACCGGAGGUACCUUCGGAUUUCCCGCCGGAGUCGUUUUGGCUCUCGAAAGACGCUGAGCUUGACUGGUUCGACCAGCACGCCUUUUACGAGCGAAAAGAUUCGGGAAAAGGUAACGUAAACUCGACGAACUUGAAUCCGAAUCUGAAUCCGAGUGCGAACUCGAAUUCUCAGCGGUUCUCUCUCAACCUCAACUUGAAGUCCAAAGCUUCGAUUCUCGGCUUGCCGAAGCCUCAGAAGUCUUGUUUCGUCGACACGAAGAGUCGCCGGAACAACAAGCAGGGAAAUACUCGGUUGUUUCCGAAACGGUCCGGAUCGGUAGGCAAAUCGGAUUCUUCGGUGGUUGAACCGUCGUCGCCGAAGGUUUCUUGCAUGGGAAGGGUGAGAUCGAAGAGAGACCGAAAUCGGAGACUAAGGAACCGGCAACUCUCCUCAGAACGGAUCGCCGAGAUAGAAAAAUCGGCCGGGAAACGAAAAUCCGGAUUUUUCGCCACUUUUCGUGCUCUUUUCCGAGCCGGUCGGCGAGACAAACCGGCGCCUAGGGUUCACGCGCCGCAGAUUGAGUCCGAAUCGCCUCCGAGGAAGAGUUCGGCGAUUAGAGCGCGUGACAGUACGGCUUCCGAUUUCGACGCGCCGAGAGGGAGCUUAUCGGAGAUUGAAACGCCCGGUUUGGGCGGAAUGAACCGGUUCGCAUCCGGAAGAAGAUCAGACGCUUGGGCCGAUGACGUGGUUUGAUGUGAUUGGUUGAGUCCAAUCCUCUAGCGGUCGCGAUUGGGAAUAUCUGUGGAGCCCACACUUUGUUCUAAAAUUUGUCGUUGCGAUGACGUGGCACGUUGAAUAACGGUUUCCCCUUCCGCGGGGUGAAAGGUGAUAAUAGUCACUAGUACAAUUUUCUACACAGUUUUUUUUUUUUUUUUUUUUUUUUUUUUUUUUAAUUUUAAAUUUGUAUUGUAGGCUCUAAGGUUUUGUAAAUAUAUAUUGAGUGUUGUUGAAUGAGUAGCUGUAAAUUUUUUUCCUUGUAAAAGUCUCUAUUAAAUGAUAUUUGGAUUUGAAUUC
Molecule: messenger RNA, 1262 nt
Organism: Quercus lobata
Lineage: Eukaryota; Viridiplantae; Streptophyta; Magnoliopsida; Fagales; Fagaceae
Exons: 1
Coding region: 96-941 (281 amino acids)
Source: RefSeq, a predicted model, not a curated record